UGUCUCUAGGCCGCACCUAUUAUUAUAAUUAACGCGUUCAGGGUUUUCAUAACGCACAAGAAUUACUGUUCCUUCAUCGCUUCUAGUUAUCGAGUUAUUAGGCGAGAUUGUUCCUGAACUGCAGAGCAGUUAACAUUCUGUAGUAGUUUACGCCGCCAUUGGAGAGAUAUAUUUGGUUAUGGCAGUCUCUGGAAUUCCCGGAAAUGGUAUGUAUGAAUCAACCACCGCUGCAUCGAGUGGAUCUCUAAUCUAUGCUGUCCCCGAUGAUUUAAUACAGACGGUUUUGCAACAUCUGAGUGCGACUGAUCUGUGUCACGUGGCAUCAUGUUGCCGUUGGCUACGCGAUGCAACCAAUCAGGAUUCACUCUGGCUCCCUCUUUGUCAAAGUAAAGGAUGGAAACACUAUGGCACCACCACCGACCUGGCCAAGAUACCUUCCUACGGACCUUCCGAGCAAGCAGGGGACGACAGCGCCACCUUCCAGAAUGAUAGGAUCGUGACUGAUGACAACACAGCGGGUUUAACCAGCACUUGCAGGUGGAAAGGCGUCUACAUGAGAGCUCACCAUCUGGAUAGAAACUGGGCUACAAAUUGCUCUCAUUUCAAGGAAUGUCAUUUCGAUUUGCAAGACAAACCCCGUACUGAUCUUCGCACCCAUUCUGUCGAUGGGGAUCUACUAGCAAUGUAUAACUUUAACCAAACAAUCCAUGUCUAUGACAUUCGGAACCAGACCCUUCAGUGUGUUAUCAACUCAGCGUGCAAUUUGUAUGCAAUCAAGUUCACAGAUGGCGUAAUUGUGGUGCCUUGUGAUAAUGGGAGGGUCGAUGCAUUUGAUGCAAGGACCGGGCAGACUCUGCAAACGAUAGAGGGUAACUGGGGCCAUAACACUGUUUCACUGUUCUUUGAUGGUGAACUGGUCUUAACCUGUGUGCACACUUCCGAUACGGAACGCACGAUGUCCACGGACAUUUGCGUGUGGUGUGUGGAAGACGGCCUACUUCAACGCAUCAUAACUGUGGACCAUACGGACGACGUCUGCGUUUAUUAUACCGGUAAACUGGACUACCGGGACAAGAUGUUAGCGGCUGUCUGCAAUGAUGACCACAUUCACGUGUGGGAUGCGAGGAGCGGAGAGUGUUUGCAUCAACUAGAAUGCCCAAGGAAACAGACAAAGGUUCAACUUGGCGAUAAUGUUAUUUUCGGUUUCAGCACGAAAGGCGAUGUCUGCGUUACUAGUAUUUGGAGCCAGGAGACGGGCGAUUGUCAAAAGGUGAUAGAUCUACACGUAGGCCUACCCACUCCUUACAUUGGGGAGUAUUAUACAGAGAUCAUCAAUAAUUUGAUACUACUAGAGAUAAAGAUUAAUGUCUUAGAUGUGCGAAGUUCUGUUAAAACUUACAAUCUGCUUGGAGAAUUCGUAAAUGAUGCGCAACUGGAGUAUAAUGACGGUGACGUGAAAGGAAACGGAAGCAAGCGCCUCUUCAAUCUAUUCGUGGAGACAAGAAUGGGUAGGGAAGAUUGGAAAGGAGUCGUCUUCAACGCCACUCCAACUGGAUUGGUGCGACUCUUUGAUGCUGGUCCUUUCGAAAUCAUCUGGCUUGACGAAAUCAGAAUGAUCCUUUUUGACCAUAAAGAAAACAAACUCAGUAUCCAUCACUACUGGUAAUUCAGUGGUGACAGCUGACCAAUUAACAAACUUGCAUUACAACUUUCCCCAACCGACUAUAAUCUCCUCAAAACACCUGUAUCCAAUUGUUUACUUCACAGUACACCAUGACACCCUGAACUCCAGGCAUGACAGAGUAAACAGGAUGGGAACAUUUGUUUUACUUGAGGACAGGCAGAUUUUUUUUUUUCAUUUUCGUCUCUUAAAGCCCAGUUUUUCUAUGUUGUUUCCCUUCGACAAGUCACUGUAAUACUCCUAGAAUGUUGUUCCAGCAGAUUUCUCAUCACGACCCAAGUGUUCGUGCGAGGCGUGCAGUUGUAUGGCAAACAAAAAUAAUGCAAGUAUUGCGACCCCUGGCAUGUUAGCAGUAUACAGUCGGUUAGUAAGCACACCUUUCAGUUUACCUAACAAAAAUCAACAAUAAUUUCAUUUGACCCCUCACAAUGACAUUUGACCUCAAAUGGCUGAAGUCACCUGAAGUCCCCCGACACAAACGUUGUUGUCACCAAGUCUGAUUGAGAGUGAAGUUUGACUUUUCAUAUGGCAGCACUUUUCAGUUGAUCUAGCCAAAAUUAACAUUGACCUCACUUGGCCCUAGACCUUUGACCUCAAAUGUCUUAACUCUUCUUAAGUCUCCCUACACAAAGAUUAUUGUCCAACAUGGGACAUACCUUCCAUUGUUUCGGUACCCCACAAUCAAGGCAGGGGUUGUACACGCUCUCUGAAGUGUGUAUUUACCUGCAAUGGGUGACCCCCUGUUGUCGCUCUUUUGUUUGUACUGUAAAUUUUCCGUUUCCCAAGAUAUUGGAAUAUGAUGAAUAGAUAAAAUAUUUUCUGCGCAUGUAUUGUGGAACACAGGUGUGUUAUGUAAGUUGGCAAUACAUUGUGACUAAAUAGGUCCCUUUGUAGACAAUUUCACGCAGGCUAGGGAACGUGCAGGUAAUGUGGGACUGCAGGUAUCAAUUAUGGGGACGCGUGCAUUAAAAUCGAUGCUUUGUUGAUCAAACACUCUCAGAGGUGAACAAAAAGGACAAUUUAAAGGGAAUAUACAACAUUUGCAAACAUCGAAAAAUAAAACUACCAAGUUUUUGCGAAAUACCGUAAUAG
Patiria miniata (bat star) is the source of this 2773-nucleotide messenger RNA. RefSeq names its product F-box/WD repeat-containing protein 7-like. Bases 179 to 1666 code for a protein of 495 amino acids. The transcript is spliced from 2 exons. Gene Ontology annotation, molecular function: protein binding. Lineage: Eukaryota; Metazoa; Echinodermata; Asteroidea; Valvatida; Asterinidae. The record is from RefSeq and is a predicted model, not a curated record.